Messenger RNA from Lachancea mirantina, 423 nucleotides. The record is from the annotation of a GenBank genome assembly. Lineage: Eukaryota; Fungi; Ascomycota; Saccharomycetes; Saccharomycetales; Saccharomycetaceae.
AUGAAAUUCGUGGCAUUAAUAGUCGCAGCUUUAUUUACAGGUCUGACGUUUUCUGACAGUCUCGACGAUCUUGUUAUUAAGACCACUGUUAAAGUUGCUGAAAAUGAAUGUUCGCAUCGGGCAUCAGAAGGGGACAUCGUCUCGGUUCAUUAUACAGGUUCCUUAAUUGAAGGAGGAAAAGUAUUCGAUUCUUCUCACCGCCGCAAUCAACCCAUUGACUUUGAAUUGGGCGGGGGUUAUGUAAUUGAAGGAUGGGAAAAAGGCAUUCUAGGCAUGUGCGAGAACGAGUCUCGAGAGUUGUAUAUUCCAAGCAAGAUGGCCUACGGAGCUCGUGGUGCAGGUGGAGUCAUUCCGCCAAACGCUGAUCUGUUGUUCGAGGUGACUCUUGUAAAAGUGCAGACACCAGGUCACGACGAACUUUGA